AUGAAUCAUGAUCACCAAAAAUUGACAAGUGUCGGAAUUCAUGAAUCUUCAUUGUUCGUAUUAGCGAAUGCCAUCAUUGUGGAUCCUUCCAAUCCACAAUACGCAUUGGAUCGAUUGGAUUGGAAUCAGAGAGUUGCUGCAAAAAAUCCUUCAGCCAUUGUCUAUUGCAAAAACGAGCAAGAUGUGGCUCAUUGGAUUUCCUAUGCGAGAAAUGAAAGAGCAAAGAAUGAAUCCUAUCACUUUUCAAUUCGCAGUGGAAGACAUUCCUAUGAAUCCUAUUCAGUGAAUAAUGGUGGAAUUGUCAUUGAUGUCUCUCGAAUGAAAUUCACAAAAAUUGAUCAAUUGAACCAACGAGUGACCGUUGGAGCUGGUAUGCGAAAUUUUGAAAUUUAUCAAUCGUUGUGGUUUCAUGGUGGUGGUGGUGAGGAUCAUUCUUCAGAAGAGGAACAGGCAAUGGAAAGAUAUGCCUUCACUGGUGGAACUUGUCCAACUGUGGGCGUAGGUGGAUUUGCAUUGGGUGGUGGCUUUGGAUAUUUAGCGAGACACUAUGGACUUGCCAUUGACCAAUUAUUGUCCAUUCAAAUGGUUACUUUUGAUUCCAAAGUAUUAACUGUGAAUCAAACGAAUGAAUAUAGAGAUUUAUUUUGGGCACUUCGAGGAGGAGGAAAUGGUAAUUUUGGAGUCGUCAUUUCCUUUACAUUCAAAUUAAUCAAAGCGCCACCCUUUGUGGUCAAGUAUGAUUUAGAAUGGUCCAACUAUGAUCACCUGGAUCAAGUAUUUUCCAUAUGGCAAGCAUUGAUUACAAAAAUGGAUUCACGUCUCACGUUUCAAUUCACCAUUUACAAUGGAACUUUUGCAUCACAAGGCUUAUUUGUGAAUGGAAGUGAAGAGGAAUUGAAAGAAUGGUUACAUCCACUCCUCACUGCAAGUACCAACAAUUUACGUAAAAUGGAUUUUAAAGUCUAUUCCUAUUGGGACAGCGUUUUGGAAUAUGCAGGAUGUAAGACUCUGCAAGAAUGUGAAGCCAUGAUGAAAUCAGAACCAUCACUUGAACAUCCCAUCUUGUACAAGACGAAAAGUGCCUAUGCCUUUCGUGCAUUGUCCAGUGAAGCCAUUCAGCAAUUUGCAAAUAUUCUCUCUUCUCCCUACACGUAUGCUGCAUUGGAUCAUUCCUUCUCAUGUGUUCAAUUUGAUUCAUAUGGUGGAGCCAUUCCACAGGUUUCUUCUAAGGAGACUGCCUUUCCGCAUCGAAAUGCUCUUUUCCAUGCUCAAUAUAUGAUUUAUUACAACCAACGGGCACUCACUCCAUUGGCAGAGGAUUGGAUUCAUUCCUUCUAUGAAAAAACAGCUCCCAAAUAUCUUUCUAGAUUUUCCUAUGCUAAUUAUUGUGAUGCACAACUGCGUAAUUAUGAAUAUUCGUAUUAUGGAGAGAAUAUGUGGGAAUUAAGAAGAAUCAAACAAAAGUAUGAUCCUCUCAAUUUGUUCCGAUAUGAACAAUCGAUUCAGUUUCCUUAG
Naegleria fowleri is the source of this 1515-nucleotide messenger RNA. RefSeq lists its product as uncharacterized. The record is from RefSeq and is a predicted model, not a curated record. The transcript has a single exon. Lineage: Eukaryota; Heterolobosea; Eutetramitea; Acrasida; Naegleriidae. Gene Ontology annotation, molecular function: FAD binding; oxidoreductase activity. Bases 1 to 1515 code for a protein of 504 amino acids.